Tachysurus fulvidraco (yellow catfish) is the source of this 12520-nucleotide messenger RNA. Its product is annotated as titin. The record is from RefSeq and is a predicted model, not a curated record. Bases 308 to 9604 code for a protein of 3098 amino acids. NCBI's taxonomy places the organism in Eukaryota, Metazoa, Chordata, Actinopteri, Siluriformes, Bagridae. The transcript is spliced from 28 exons.
UGGCCAUGUGAGGCGCCAAUUACUCCGCUGAAAUUAUUAGCAAGUGUGUUUGCUGCCUCUCCUGUUCAACCCUAGUGCCUCAGUGCCUCUUUGGAGUUUCCCCCCUCACCAUCUUAACACACUGGCCUUCACCAUGCUCACGGAAUCUACUUUGGACAAAUAGAUUUUUUUUGCACUCGAUUAACAAGGUUCCACCUGAGGAUUGUAUGGGGGGGUUAACAAACCGGGCAGCAUUAACAUCAACCAGGUGGAACCGGUACAACUGGACUGGACGAGAUCAGCUGAGGCUUCCACAAGCAGUCACACUAUGACUAAUAAAACUGAAGCAUCUGGAGCAGGGCACAUCAACAUGGAAGUCCGAAAUCAGGAAGUCGUGAACUUGACACCUCCUCGGGUGAUGAACCACGGCUUUGUGGGGGUCUUCAAACGUCCUGUGCAGUGGAUGAUCAUCAUUACGCUUCUAAUCUCCUGGUCUGCAGCUGGAAUUUUUAUGUUUGACUUUGUCUCUGAUGACCAGCUGACAAAUCUACAGCACAUAAGUUCAGAUCCCAUGGCAGCUGUGAACGAAGCUGUCGAGGGCUUUACAGGCAAAAUGAGCCGCUUAAAUGACAUUUUUAGUAAUGCACAUGACUACGUUGAUACUGUAAUCACCAAUCCAAUGGGUGCCAUUAAUCAGUGGGCUGAUGCUUCGACGUCGUUUCUCUUACAUGAGACUAAAGGAGUCACUUCAUAUCUUAAACCCGGCAGUGAUGUAUUAGAUGAAAUGAACGACUGGGUUAGAAGCCUGGUUGUAUAUUUAUUCCACAUGUUUGAAGAUCUGUUGGAAGUGGUGAUUUUCAAUCCUCUGGAAAUGGUUGCUGGAGCAGUCGCAAAGAUUUUAGACCUAGUCAAGGUCGUCCUGAGGUCUUUCACAGGAAUGUUUAAGAGUGCUGAAGUUUGGAUUCCUAAAACCAGCACAAGUCCUAUGGAAUUAGCCAGCGAUGUUCUUGAAGGAGCACAAAACCUCAAAAACAACAUCGUUUCCAUUUUUACUGGUGAUGAAGGUGUUGUUUCAGACCUUACCUUUGAUCCUAUGAAAGUUGUCACAGACACCGUUGAGGAAUUCUCUGACCGUAGGGACAUGUUUUUAGCAUAUCUCUCUAAUAUCUUGAUGGAGGAUAAAGAUGACACGCCGCAUGUGAUCAGGAGAAAAGGAGAAUUUCUGCCACCUAAGGAAAAAGUUGCAGAGAUACUGGUCAGGAAAAAGGAUGCGGCCUAUCAUAGUCUGAAAAGCAAGCUUUUGAAGGCGGAAAUUGCUAAAUGGGACAUGAGCGACGUUGAGGCUCCAGAGAUCAAGGAUCAAAGAAAGGGAUCUACAGUGGAGGAAGAUGAUGAUGUCAUCUUGGCAGAAUUACUGGAUAAACAGAGCGAUAAAGAUCCAGGAGAACUUAUGGAAGAUGUUGCUUACAUUCUGGAUGACAAGGAAGCAUCUGGACUAAAGGAAGAACAUCAGGAAUCUGACUCACCUGAAGCUGUAUUGGGUGAAGUCAUUGAGCACAGUGAAGUGGUAAUGGAGGUGAUUCAUGAGAUUGCACUUGAAAACCCAGUUAAGACUAGCAAGGCUUCUCUCACUGAUGAAGGAGGAGAAAAUGAGAAGACAGAUGAACACCAACCUCAAACAGAUUAUGCAUCUUCAGAGGUUGCAUUCAAGAAGACAGUUUAUAUUUAUAAUGUUGGCGAUGAGGUUCAGACAAUAAAAUCUAUGGCAACAAUGGAUGACGAAGACCAAACCAAUGUAGACACUUACUCAGAGGAUCUUAGUGAAGAGAAACCAGUUGAAAAUACUAAGGUUUCUGAAGUCAUUGGUGAUGAGGAACCAGCACAAUUACCUCAUAGUGCAAUCCACAAGACAGAUGAAGACCAAACUAAAGCUGGUUACACUUUCUUAGAGGCCACUAUUGAGGAGGAAUCUGUUGAUAUCACAGAUUCAAAUUCUGAGGAUAAUACUUUAAAACCUUCCAUGAAGAAAGAACAAGUUGUUUCUGGUGUCUGUGGUGAAGAAGAACCAGAAGGAAUACCUGAUGCUGUAAUAAAUGAGAGUGAUGAAGACCAAACUAAAACUAAAACCGGUGAUACAUUUUCAGAAACCACAACUAAGGAGGAAUCUUUUGCUUCCAAUUUUGAAAAAUUAAAAUCACCUGCAACCAAAAGCACAGAUGAAGACCAAGCCAAGACAACCGUACCUUUCUAUGAGACCAUGUUUGAAAUUGAAUCAGUUGAUGCUUCUUUUGUUGUUAAUGAAGAGAAACCAAUAAACUCAACACAAGUUCCUCCAAAAGACAAUGAAAAAGAAGAAAUUAAAACAGAUAUGGUUCUUCAGGAGUUAGCAACCAGCAAAUCAUCUCUUGGUGCUCAAAAUGGAGACAAAUAUAAUGUGGAACAUAAAGUAAAGGUAGAUGAGAUUAAGGAAGUAAAGGAGAAAGAUAAUGGUGAAGAUUCCCAAGAAAUAGAAUCAAAUGAUGACGUGGUCCAUGCUCAGAUUCAUACAGGAAACGAUGGUAUUCAGAGUGACGAUGAAAAUAAUAACAACAAUGAUAAAAAGAGACAUCCGGUUAACAGAGUUGACGUAAGGCAUGGAGCAAUGACCAAGGAAACCGGCGAUCAAGACGUCAAGCGUCAUGAAGCGAAUGAAAAAGUUCUGGAGCAAGAAAGAAUUGCCACUGAGAAAAAAGCUCGGGAGGAAGUAUACAAAGCCAUUCAGGAUAUGCGUGCUAAAAAGGUAGCAGAAGAAACAGAAAGGAAAUUUGAUAAAGAAAAAGAGAAGAUAAAAGAAAUGGUGAAACUAAAAGAAAAGCGUGAAGAGAACGUAAGCAAGAUUGCAGAACUCAAAGAGCCUGAAGACUAUGAUGAGAGGGUUAAUGUUACAGUUAAAGCUGCAAAUGUCACCAUAGAGAAAGUUGUGCCACUUGUUAUAAAGAGAGAACGUGAAGCUGCUCCAAAAGAAGAGGCCAAACCAAAACCUACACUAAAAGAGAAGGCAAAGCUUAAACCUGCUUCCAAAGAAAUGACAAAACAUGUACAUGCCACAAAAGAGCAGACAAGGACAGAACCUGCUCUACAAAAGAAGUCAAAACUUGAACCUGUUUCAAAAGAAAAGGUAAAAGAAGUCAAAAGCAAACCUACUCUGAAAGAAAAAGCCAAACCCAAAGAUGCUCAAAAACAGAAAAUAAAAGAUGAAUCUUUCCUGAAACAUGUUUCAAAAGAGAAAGCAAAACCAGAACCUCUUCCAAAAGAAAAGGCAAAACCUGAAACUAUUCCAAAAGAGAAGGCAAAAUUUAAGCCUGUUCCAAAAGAAAAGGCAAAACCUGAACCUGUUCCAAAAGAGAAGGCAAAACCUGAAAAUCUUCCAAAAAUGAAGGUAAAACCAGAACCUCUUCCAAAAGAGAAAGCAAAACCUGAACCAGCUCCAAAAGAGAAGGCAAAACCUGUAUCUGCUGCAAAGGAGAAGGCAAAACGUGAACCAGCUGCAAAAGAGAAGGCAAAACCAGAACAUGUUCCAAAGGAAAAGGCAAUACCUGAACCUCUUUCAAAAGAAAUAGCAAAACCAGAAACUAUUCCAAAAGUGAAGGCAAAACCUAAAACUCCUCCAAAAGAGAAGGCAAAACCUGAACCUUUUCCAAAAGAGAAGGCGAAAUCUGAACCUGUUCCAAAAGAGAAGGCAAAACCAGAACAUGUUUCAAAGGAAAAGGCAAAAACUGAACCUGUUAAAAAAGAGAAGGCAAAACCAGAACAUGUUCCAAAGGAAAAGGCAAAAACUGAACCUGUUCCAAAAGAGAAGGCAAAACCAGAACAUGUUCCAAAGGAAAAGACAAAAACUGAACCUGUUUCAAAAGAGAUAGCAAAACCUGAACCUGUUGCAAAAGAGAAGGGCAUAGCUGAACCUGUUCCAAAAGAGAAGCCAAAACCUGAACCUGUUCUGAAAGAGAAAGAAAGAUCUGAACCUGUUCCAAAAGAAAAGGUAAAACCUGAAGCUGUUCCAGAAGUGAAGGCAAAACCAGAACAUGUUCAAAAAGAAAAGGUAAAACCUGAAGCUGUUCCAGAAGAGAAGGCAAAACCAGAACAUGUUCAAAAAGAGAAGGCAACACCAGAACAUGUUUAUAAAGAGAAGGAAAUACCUGAACCUGUUGCGAAAGAGAAGAGAAAACCUGAACCAGUUCCAAAAGAGCAGGUAAAGCCUAAAGCUGCUCCAGAACAAAAGGCAAAACCAGAACCUGUUCCAAUAGAUAAGGCAAAACCUAAAGCUGCUCCAGAACAAAAGGCAAAACCAGAACCUGUUCCAAAAGAUAAGGCAAAACCUGAACCUGUUUCAAAAGAAAAGGUAAAAUAUGUACCUACUACAAAAGAGAAGACAAAACCUGAGGCUGUUUCAAAAGAGAAGGCAAAACCUGAAACUGUUCCAAAAGAGAAGGCAAAACCUGAAACUGUUCCAAAAGAGAAGGCAAAACCAGAACAUGCUCAAAAAGAGGAGGCAAAAGCUGAAGCUGUUCAAAAAGAGAAGGCAAAAGCUGAAGCUGUUCUAAAAGAGAAGGCAAAACCAGAACAUGUUCCAAAGGAAAAGGCAAAACCUGAACCUGUUCCAAAAGAAAUAGCAAAACCAGAAACUAUUCCAAAAGUGAAGGCAAAACCUGAAACUCCUCCAAAAGAGAAGGCAAAACCUGAAACUUUUCCAAAAGAGAAGGCAAAACCAGAACAUGUUCCAAAAGAAAAGGCAAAACUAGAACAGGCUCCAAAAGAAAAGGCAAAACCAGAACAUGUUCCAAAAGAGAAGGCAAAACCUGAAGCUCCACCAAAAGAGAAGGCAAAACCUGAACAAGCUCCAAAAGAGAAGGCAAAACCUGAAACUCCUGCAAAAGAGAAGGCAAAACCUGAAACUCCUGCAAAAGAGAAGGCAAAACCUGAAGCUCCUUCAAAAAAGAAGGCAAAACCUGAAACUCCUUCAAAAGAGAAGGCAAAAGCUGAAGCUGUUCUAAAAGAGAAGGCAAAACCUGUAUCUGCUGCAAAGGAGAAGACAAAACCUGAACCAGCUCCAAAAGAGAAGGCAAAACUUGAACCAGCUGCAAAAGAGAAGGCAAAACCAGAACAUGUUCCAAAGGAAAAGGCAAAACCAGAACAUGUUCCAAAAGAGAAGUUAAAACCUGAACCUGUUCUGAAAGAGAAGGCAAAACCAGAACAUGUUCCAAAAGAAAAGGCCAAACCAGAACAUGUUCCAAAAGAGAAGUUAAGACCUGAAACUGUUCUGAAAGAGAAGGCAAAACCAGAACAUGUUCCAAAAGAAAAGGCAAAACCCGAACAGGCUCCAAAAGAAAAGGCAAAACCAGAACAUGUUCCAAAAGAGAAGGCAAGACCUGAAGCUCCACCAAAAGAGAAGGCAAAACCUGAACAAGCUCCAAAAGAGAAGGCAAAACCUGAAACUCCUGCAAAAGAGAAGGCAAAACCUGAAGAUCCUUCAAAAAAGAAGGCAAAACCUGAAACUCCUUCAAAAGAGAAGGCAAAACCUGAAGCUCCUCCAAAAGAGAAGGCAAAACCUGAAAAAGCCCCCAAAAAGAAAGCAAAACCAGAAGCUGUUUCAAAAGAGAUGGCAAAACCUUUAUCUGCUGCAAAGGAGAAGGUAAAAGCUGAACCAGCUCCUAAAGAGAAGGCAAAACCAGAACAUGUUCCAAAAGAGACGGUAAAACCUGAACCUGAUCUAAAAGAGAAGGCAAAACCUGAACUCAAACCAGUUCUAAAAGAAAAAGUAAAGUCUGUAACUGUUCCAAAAGAGAAGGCAAAACCUGAACCUCCUCCAAAAGAGAAGGCAAAACCUGAACCUCCUUCAAAAGAGAAGGCAAAACCUGAACCUCCUUCAAAAGAGAAGGCAACACCUGAACCUCUUCCAAAAGAGAAGGCAAAACCUGAACCUCCUCCAAAAGAGAAGGCAAAACCUGAACCUCCUUCAAAAGAGAAGGCAACACCUGAACCUCCUCCAAAAGAGAAGGCAAAACCUGAAAUUGUUCCAAAAGAGAAGGCAAAACCAGAACCUGUUACAAAAGAGAAGGCAAAACCUUUAUCUGCUGCAAAGGAGAAGGUAAAAGCUGAACCAGCUCCAAAAGAGAAGGCAAAACCUGAACCUCCUACAAAAGAGAAGGCAAAACCUGAACCUCCUCCAAAAGAGAAGGAAAAACCAGAACAGGCUCCAAAAGAGAAGGUAAAACCUGAACCUGUUCCAAAAGAGAAGGCAAAACUUGAAAUCAAACCAGUUCCAAAGGAAAAGGUAAAGUUUGUAACUCUUCCUAAAGAGAAGGCAAAACCUGAAACUCCUGCAAAAGAGAAGGCAAAACCCGAAGCUCCUCCAAAAAAGAAGGCAACACCAGAACAUGUUCAAAAAGAGAAGGCAAAACCUGAACCUGUUGCAAAAGAGAAGGGAAAACCUGAACCUGUUCCAAAAGAGAAGGCAACACCAGAAUAUGUUGCAAAAGAGAAGGGAAAACCUGAACCUGUUCCAAAAGAGAAGGCAAAACCAGAACAUGUUGCAAAAGAGAAGGGAAAACCGGAACCUGUUCCAAAAGAGAAGGCAAAACCAGAAAAUGUUCAAAAAGAGAAGGCAACAUCAGAACAUGCUCAAAAAGAGAAGGCAAAACCUGAACCUGUUCCAAAAGAGAAGCCAAAACCUGAACCUGUUCCAAAACAUAAGGCAAAACUUGAACCUGUUCUGAAAGAGAAAGAAAGACCUGAACCUGUUCCAAAAGAAAAGGCAAAACCUGAAGCUGUUUCAGAAGAGAAGGCAAAACCAGAACAUGUUCUAAAAGAGAAGGCAACACCAGAACAUGUUCAUAAAGAGAAGGCAACACCAGAACAUGUUCAUAAAGAGAAGGCAACACCAGAACAUGUUCAUAAAGAGAAGGCAACACCAGAACAUGUUCAAAAAGAGAAGGCAACACCAGAACAUGCUCAAAAAGAGAAGGCAAAACUUGAACCUGUUGCAAAAGAGAAGUUAAAACCUGAGCCUGUUCCAAAAGAGAAGCCAAAACCUGAACCUGUUCCAAAACAUAAGGCAAAACGUGAACCUGUUCCAAAACAUAAGGCAAAACUUGAACCUGUUCCGAAAGAGAAAGAAAGACCUGAACCUGUUCCAAAAGAAAAGGCAAAACCUGAAGCUGUUUCAGAAGAGAAGGCAAAACCAGAACAUGUUCAUAAAGAGAAGGCAACACCAGAACAUGUUCAAAAAGAGAAGGCAAAACCCGAACCUAUUGCAAAAGAGAAGGUAAAACAUAAAGCUGCUCCAGAAAAAAAGGCAGAACCAGAACCUGUUCCAAUAUAUAAGGCAAAACCUGAAGCAGUUCCAAAAGAGCAUGCAAGACCAGAACAUGUUCCAAAGGAAAAGGUAAAACCAGAAACUGUUUCAAAAGAAAUGUCAAAGCCUUUAACUGUUGCAAAAGAUAAGGCAAAACCUGAACCUGUUCCAAAAGAGAAGGUAAAGCCUGUAAUUGCUCCAAAAGAAAAGGCAAAGUCUGUAAUUGCUCCAAAAGAGAAGGUAAAGCCUAAACCUGCUUCAGAAAAGAAGGCAAAAACAGAACCUGUUUUAAAAGAGAAGACUAAACUUGAACCUGCUCCAAUAGAAAAGUCAAAACCAGAAUAUAUUCCAAAAGAGAAGGCAAAAUCAGAACCUGCUCCAAAAGAGAAGGCAACACCUGAACCUUCUCAAAAAGAGAAGGCAAAACCUGAACCUCCUCCAAAACAGAAGACAAAACCAGAACCUGUUCCAAAACAUAAGGCAAAACCUGAAGCUGUUUUUAAAGAGCAGGCAAGACCAGAACCUGUUCCAAAAGAGAAGAUAAAACCAGAAUCUGUUUCAAAAGAAAAGGAAAAGCCUGUAACUGUUGCAAAAGAUAAGGCAAAACCAGAAUCUGUUUCAAAAGAGAAGGCAAAACCUGAACCUGUCCCUAAAGAAAAGACAAUACCAGUAUCUGCUCCAAUAGAAAAGGUAAAGCCUCUAAUUGCUCCAAAACCGAAGGCAAAGCCUGUAAUUGCUCCAAAAGAGAAAUCAAAACCUGAACCUGUUGUAAAAGAAAAGGCAAAACCUGAAACUGUUGUAAAAGAAAAGGCAAAACCUGAACCUGUUGUAAAAGAAACGGCAAAACCUGAAACUGUUGUAAAAGAAAGGGCAAAACCAGAACCUGUUGUAAAAGAAAAGGCAAAACCUGAACCUGUUGAAAAAGAAAAGGCAAAACCAGAACCUGUUGUAAAAGAAAAGGCAAAACCAGAACCUGUUGUAAAAGAAAAGGCAAAACCAGAGCCUGUUGUAAGAGAAAAGGCAAAACCAGAACCUGUUUCAAAAGAGAAGGUAAAACAUGUACCUACUACAAAAGAGAAGGCAAAACCUGAACCUGUUCCAAAAGAGAAGGCAAAACCUGAAUCAGUUCCGAAAGAAAAGGCAAAAUCUGAACUCAAACCAGUUCCAAAAGAAAAGGCAAAACCUGAAUAUGUUCCUGAAGAGAAAGCAAAACACGAACGUCUGCCUAAAGAGAAGACAAAACCUGAUCGUUUUAUAAAAGUGAAGGCAAAACCCGAACUUCCAAAAGUGAGGGCAAAACCUGAACCUUUACUAAAAGAGAAGGAAACAGCUGAACUUGUUCCAAAAUUGAAGGCAAAAUCCGAAACUGUUCCAAAGGAGAAGGCUAAACCCGAACCUGUUCCAAAAGAGAAGACAAAACCUGUACCUGCUCCAAAGGAGAAGGCUAAACCCAAACCUGUUCCAAAAGAGAAAACAAAACCUAUUCCUGCUCCAAAGGAGAUUGUAAAACAUAUACCUGCUCCAACAGAAAAGGCAAAAGCAGAACCUGUUUCAAAAGAGAAGUCCAAACCCAUACCUUUUCAUAGGAAAGGGGCUGAAUUGGCUAAAGAGGUGGUCCCAGUGAAGAAAGAGCCUGAAGUUGCCAAAAAGGCUAUACCAAUCACAGUGAAGAAAGAGCCGGAAGCCGCUAAAGAAACACUGAUCCCUGUGGUGUAUCCCAGUGCCAAAGAUAUCGCUGUGGAAGUAGAGCUUCUUAAAGCCAUCAACCAAAAGCUGUCCAUUCUGGAUAUACUGAGAAAAGACAUUGGUGAAAUAAGAACUGAUCUGGAGGUCACACAAAGCCAUAUCGAUCAAUUGAGGAUGGACAAUCGAACACUCAAAGCACCCAAGGAAUUCAAGGAAAAAGUAAAACCUGCAGUGAUGAAGAAAGGUACCUUGAGAGAAAAGCCUAAAAUAUCAACUGUGGUUAAAGGAAGGGAAGCUCUAAAAAACAUCACUAAAGCAGCCAGUGUGAAGAAAGAGCGGGUGUUGAAGAACAUUACUAGAGCAGUGUUUGGAAAGAAAGAACAAGCUCCAAAAGAAAUUGUCCAAAAGGACGGGCUUCAACAUAAAAAGAAAGAAAAAGCCCCUGAGAUCACAUUUCCUGAAGAGAAAGAAAUAAAAGUAGAUGAGCCUGUGGUGACCAAAGCUCCUGAACCAGCAGAAGAGGAAGAAGUCCCAUACUUCCAAUGUUUCUACGUGGACGAAUAUGACAUCCAGUAUCCCUUCUUCCCAUUUUCACCACCUUUCUUAUGAAGGUCACCAGCAUCAGGUUGUGUGAAAUGUUGACAUCUAUGAUACAUACAUUAACCUUCAAAGGUUACUGAUACACUAUUGGUCCUCAACGCCGAAAUCGAGGAAGUCGGGGACAAUUACUGUUAAUGAGCUUUCAAAACCGGGACAAUACAAGCAAUUCCAUUUACUGUCUAAGUGUGUGUCUUGUUCUAGAUAUGUUUAUGCUACUGUAGAUUUGUUUAGCCUAGUUUUUAUUUAAGUCAUAGUAUAUUAUAGAAGCAGUUCAGGUUUGUACUCUCUUUUUCAUGUUUUGUACACUGAAUGUAAAUCUUACAAGGAAUGGCAGAAAUGUGUGUCCGUGAAAGCUCUGACAGGCGACGAAGAAAACAAGCACUCGUCCGAUCACAGAAAAUGUUUGUAAACGUUUUAAACGUGUUAAGAGACGAGGUUUUAAACCUACACCUGAAUAUGCAAUGGUACUUGUGCCUCAUUUUGAUAGAGUGCUGAUUCAAAGCAUUCUACUUACGGUUAAUCAAAAUGAUGGAUGAAAUAGAUUUCCUAUCACGAUGUAACAAAAAACUUCACAGAAAUCGAAGUUUAUGCAGAAACUAAAGGAACACUAUGAAGGUAUGCAGUAUCUUAAGGCUGGAUUUGUGGGCUGUGAAGUUUCCUGUAUAUAUUGCUCAUUCUAUGCUUUUCAGUUCAGUAUAUCUGCAAAUACUGAAUGACUUUUCCAACCUAAUAUUUGUAGCUGGAUUUCAUAAUAUUUAAGUAACCAAAGCUACAAGCACUAAUUCCAUCAUCCCUAUUCUUAGCUAGUCAGAACUUUAUCUGUGGAAACUCUCAAAGGCAUGCGAUAAUGGGACCUUGAUGUUAAAUUAUUCCUUCAUCCUUUAAGGAAAGAUAAUGCAUUUAUGAGGUCAUCCAAUGCCAUCAGUAUUUAUUUAAUCACUAAACUGUGAUUAGAGGAAUGGCAUAGUAACUAGUGUUUACAUGAUCAUUAAAAUAUGAUGCGUUAGAAAUAUGUCAAGUUAGAAAUGUGUAAACAUUAAGGAAUAGAUUAAGGAAUAAAACCUGACACAACAUGUUGUUAUGGUAAUUUAAUGGAUGAUGUGUUGGUGUGAAGCAGCCCAACAUACUGUAAAGCACAGUCACGACACGAUCCUGAUUUAUACAAAAACAAAUUGUCAACAAAUACAUUUUUAAAAUGAUCUCUUUACAGUAUGUUGUACUUUUUAAUUGUUUUUAGUUACAUUUAAUGCCAGUUAGUUAGUUAGUUUGUUCCAUUAAACAGCUGUAAACAUCUGGUUACAUUUUCUGUAACAAGGAUUGACAUUUUACUAAUAAACUAAAAAGGUCUCGAGGACCUGAGGACGUUCUUGUGAUGGAAAACUUAAAGUUGCAAUUUGUUACUACAGAAAUAUUAACGUAUUAGGACGAACGUGUCGAUAUAAACGUAGUUUAAAGCUAGAAAUAUAGUCAGGACUGACUGCUGUAAUAAAAAAUAAAUCAACACCUUCUGACCAAUCAGAACUGAGAAUUCAACAGCGCUGUGGUGGAACGUACAAUCUCAACUCCACCCAUGACUCUCAAUUUUGUGUUUUGAAACACAGUCCUGGCUUAUCCUGGCUGGAUUGAGUACGUCUUGUAAAUCUUUGCUAAUUCACUAUUUCCAAGAAUAUCUACAGACCUAUCUGUACUUUACUUUGUAGAUAUGAACUGAGUUUGAUGCUUACAAGAAUAAGCCUUUUGUAUUUGCAUGAUAUUACUCAAAAGAAUAACUUACAUCAGUUUAACUGACCAAAGAUGAUUAUUAUUGACGCAAUUGCAGACAGUUUUGAGAAUUUUGGGCCAACAGUUCCAGGUAUCUUGUUUUGAUGAAUAUUGGUGCUUUAAAACCAAUAUGUUUGAUAAUACUUUGGUCCAAAUUGAACAUAAAGAUGAUGUUCAGCUUGGAAUGAGUCCAUGUAUCUUAAACAUAGUCUAAUUAUAAUCUUUUGAGAAAUGUUCCUUUAACUGCGUACAUUAUUUAUUUAUGUAAUAUUUAAUAUUCUAGCACAAUCACAGGCUGAUUAUAACAAAUCGGACUCUUCUUUCAUUACAACUCACAGAUUUUACUCUAGAGUAAAAAAAACGGUUGAGAGUUAAGUCUAAGAAGAGCCGAGAAUUUUGCAGAAUAUAAAUAAUGACUGAUUAGAUCAUUAUUAAAUGUUUUAUAAAUGGCAAAUCCGAAAAUCUCGUAAAGAUCUUGCCAGCACAUUUGACUAAAUAUGUCAGUCUUAUCUACUUUAAGGUAAACUGUGCUUGAUUCAGAUGACUUUUUAAACUGAAUCAAACCUCAUGUUUACUGAGACUUUUUCAUUCUUUUAUUAUUUACUUGAGAAAAUCUGUCACAUAUCAUGACUUAAAAGAUCAUUUUUGCUGUAUAGUUAUUUUAAACAGCUUCAUACACAAAUUUUGUGUUCAAUAAAACAAGCUCAUUAUAUAAAAUGCUUGUUUUGAAAGCUGGUAGAUGUUUUAUGAGAUGUUGAUGAGAACUCUAAAGAAGGUGACAAUGGUGUUGUAUAUAGAAGAAAUACAGCGCAUGUUUUCAGGCAUGGUGCUACUCACACCAGCUUGGUUUAAAUUGUUCAAAUUGUCUACAAAUGUUGUAUAUUGCAUAACAAUUGGCAUCUGUAUUUCUAUUUCUUUUUUGUUCAGAUUCUCAGCCGAAAUGCAUGAGGUGUGUUUUCUGCUUUGUGUAAAACUGCAUCUAAAAUCCUGGCUGAUAAAAUGAACAAGUAUGUGAGUGAGGUUUUUUGUUUGUUUGUUGCUUGGUUGGUUGGUUUUACCCCAGCGGUUGUCAAAUUGACAUCCGGGGACCUCUAGGGGGAGUAGAAAAUUCACAAUUCUGAAAAUCACAAAUCUACUUUGAAUAAAUGUUUAUGAAUACUCUGA